GCUGCUGCAGGGAGGAGCGAGCGCCGAGUGCAGUUGAGCUGAGUCGAGCAUCACCACAGCCCGCAUUCAAGGAAACGGGCUAACACAGCACUUUCCACUAUCGUGACUCCCGGUUACUGCGCGUAUCUAGGUGUAAAAUAGAGUUUUGUGUUGGACGUUUAUGGAGGCCAUCGGUGUUUGAAAAGCCGGGAGUCUGCCCAGUCAAGGAGACGUCUCAAUUGUUUCCUGCGCCAAGAACACUUAAGACAUGGUCAUUACAUCGUGUUUGUGAUGAGGAGUGAGCAGUAAGCAGAAGGAAGUGUGCUGCCCCAGAGGAUGCUUCUUACACGGGCUAAGUGCUGAGGGACGUCCACAGAAUCCUCUCCCCUUCACCAGAGCCCACCAUGUCCCAGUACCAUCAAUGCCAGCCCCCCCCACCACGCCUGCCCCAUAACCGCGCUCUCAGCUCUGAGGACCGGAGCACCACUCCUCUCAAGACCUCCACCCCAGUGCACAAGAGCGCCUCGUCUUCCUCCUCCUCCCAGCGGGACAGCCGGCAGGAAGCAGACAGCUGGGAGAUCAUUGAGGGGCUCAAGAUUGGCCAGAGCAAUGUUCGGAGGCCCGAUAAACAUGAAGGUUUUAUGUUGAAGAAGCGCAAAUGGCCACUGAAAGGCUGGCACAAGCGUUUUUUUGUUCUGGACAAUGGCAUCCUCAAGUACUCCAAGUCCCCUCUUGAUAUCCAGAAAGGAAAACUCCAUGGCAGCAUUGAUGUGGGCCUCUCUGUCAUGUCAAUUAAAAAGAGGAGUCGGCGCAUUGACCUGGACACAGAGGAGCAUAUAUAUCACUUGAAGGUCAAAUCUCAAGACAUUUUCGAUGCCUGGGUGUCCAAGUUACGUCACCACCGGCUUUACCGACAGAACGAGAUUGUGCGAUCUCCUCGAGAGGCCACCAUGAGAACGUUUCCUCCUCCAACUGCCAUCGAGUCUCCCCCAAAUGUAUCUACUCUGGGACAUGAGGCCAAGCAGAUGAAACCCAGCAGCUUGCCAUGGCAACCAGUGGCCCCCAAUAACAGCAGCAACAGCACCCUCCCAGCUCCCUACAGCAACGGCCAGAGCAAGGUGGCAGUUUGGCUCCAGGAGUCAGAGGAGAUGGACAAGUGCGCAGAGGAGCUUGCCCGAUGCCAGUCCAACCUGACCGAUUUGAGUCGACUAUUACAAAGUCUGGAGAUACUACAAAGAACCCAGUCAGCUCCUAAUUUCACUGAAAUGCAGACCAAUUGUGUAGAAUUGUCUAAGAAAGAAAAGCGCAUAAACAGAAGAUGGAGAACAAAAAGUGUCGGGAAAGAUGCAAAAUUCCAGCUUCAGGUCCCACAGUCUGCAAGUAUGUCCCCCAUCCGCCUCCAUUCGUCCAACCCUAAUCUCUGUGCUGAGCUGGCGGACUACCAGCCCCCUGCGUCGCGGCUGACGGAGACUGUGGAGUAUACCAGUGACUACAUUAAACUACAGGAGGACUUCUGCACCAUCGCCCAAAAAGUGCACUCUCUUUUGAAGUCAGCCUUUAACACAGUGGCCAUAGAAAAAGAAAAGAUCAGGCAGAUUCUGUCAAACCAGGAACAGACGGACCAGGCAGUUCAGAUCACCUCGCUCAGGAAGUCACUCUCACAGGCUGUGUCCCAGAAUGCAGAGCUCCGAAGCCGCCUAAACCGUAUCCAUUCUGAAUCGGUCCUGACUGAACAAGUUGUCAGCGUGAACAUCAUCUCAACGCCUGACGAGGCUGGAGAACAGAUGGGGAUCCCUCUGACUCAGCAGGCUUCCAAUGAGAGUCGACUAUCCAUGUCAGAAUCUGUGUCGGAGUUCUUUGAUGCCCAGGAAGUGCUACUGUCAGCCAGCUCCUCCGAAAAUGAGGGCUCAGACGAUGAGUCAUAUGUCAGUGAUGUGAGUGACAAUAUUUCCGAGGACAACGCCAGUGUCACAGAUAAUGUCUCCAGACAAAUGGCCAAUGGGGACUUUGCUGGCAGUGCCUUCCGUAAUGGGCGCCGCACGUGUCUGCCUGCUCCCUGCCCUGACACCAGCAACAUCAACCUGUGGAACAUCCUGAGAAACAACAUUGGCAAAGACCUAUCCAAAGUGUCCAUGCCGGUAGAACUGAACGAACCGCUCAACACUCUACAGCGCAUGUGUGAGGAGCUAGAGUACAGCGAGCUCCUGGACAAGGCCGCAGAGACCGAAGACCCAUUCGAGCGCAUGGUUUUAGUGGCUGCAUUCGCUGUCUCAGGCUACUCCUCCACUUACUACAGAGCAGGAAGUAAGCCAUUCAAUCCGAUACUUGGAGAGACUUAUGAAUGUAUACGUGAAGAUAAGGGCUUUUGUUUCUUCUCUGAACAGGUGAGCCACCAUCCUCCUGUCUCUGCAUGCCACUGUGAGUCAAAGAACUUCACCUUCUGGCAAGAUGUUAGAUGGAAAAACAAAUUUUGGGGAAAGUCCAUGGAAAUAUUACCUAUUGGGUCUGUGAAUCUAACAAUCCCAAGUUUUGGAGAUCAUUACGAGUGGAAUAAAAUCACUACCUGUGUGCACAACAUUCUGAGUGGACAGAGGUGGAUUGAACACUAUGGAGAGAUCACCAUCAGAAACACAAAGAGCAGUGCCUGUCUUUGCAAACUCACCUUUGUCAAGGGAAAUUACUGGAGUUCAAAUGUCAAUGAGGUGCAGGGAUUUGUGAUGGACCAAGAGGGCAAAGUCAUUCAUAGGCUUUUUGGAAAAUGGCACGAAGGCCUUUACUGUGGAGUCCCACCUUCUGCCAAAUGUGUCUGGAGACCAGGCUCUAUGCCCACAGACUAUGAGUUAUAUUAUGGCUUCACCAGGUUUGCAAUUGAACUAAAUGAACUAUGCCCAGAAUUAAAAGAUGCCCUACCACGGACUGAUGCUAGAUUCAGACCAGAUCAAAGGUACUUAGAGGAAGGCAACCUUGAGAUGGCAGCCUCAGAAAAACAGAGGAUAGAAGACCUUCAGAGAGCCAGGAAGAAAUGGAACGAGGAGAACAACAUCAGACAGGAGCCACGCUUUUUCAAAAAAGUGAUAGAUGCCAAUCACAGGGAACGGUGGGUCUCCAACAGCACAUAUUGGGAACUCCGGAGAAAUCCUGGCUUUAUCAACAUGGAGUCGACUGUACAUCUGUGGUAGUGCAUUGACUCAUAAUCCCAGACAUGAAGGAAGCUACCUAUGCACAAAAGGAGUGUGAAAGAAGGUAUUAAUAAAAAAUGAGUGCAUGGUUUAGAGCUGCGGCAAAACUGGGAGAGGGCCGUAUGCCCAGUGACCCUGUGGAGGUUUAGAGGCGCUGUCAUGUCGUCACCCAUCCAUGGAAACACCCUCUGGGGUCACCUUCAUUGUGCUCCAUAAAGCUGGGUUGUCAGGGCAACAAUCUAACCACUCCUAUAUAUUUGUGCCCUCAGCUCGUAAACGUCUGUCCUUGCCUUAAAAAGACAUGCAUCUCUCACACACUAGUGCUGUUUAGAUGAAGACAUUUUAAUCCUCACUGUUGUUUGGCUUAGAUUAGUCUUUAAAAAGUAGUUAGUCUUUUAUAUUACUUUCGAUACCAUGCAUGCUUAGAGUGCAGCUCUUACUGGCAUCGAGCUUUAUUUAUUAUAUAAUUGUAGAAAAAAAAGUUAUUUUUAUAUAUUAAAAACAUCUUGAACUAUGAAUUUAGUGAAAGGAAUAUUAUAGUAAUCGGCAAAUUUUUAUUUAUUUAUUGCCUUUUAAUACUGUUGAAUUAUUGAAGGCAGACACCUGUGAAGGAAAAAAAUUAAAAGGUCUU
Messenger RNA from Periophthalmus magnuspinnatus, 3789 nucleotides. It is a transcript of the gene osbpl6, whose product is annotated as oxysterol binding protein-like 6. The transcript is spliced from 23 exons. Bases 384 to 3158 code for a protein of 924 amino acids. The record is from RefSeq and is a predicted model, not a curated record. Lineage: Eukaryota; Metazoa; Chordata; Actinopteri; Gobiiformes; Gobiidae. Gene Ontology annotation, molecular function: cholesterol binding. Gene Ontology annotation, cellular component: perinuclear endoplasmic reticulum; plasma membrane; intracellular membrane-bounded organelle.